CAAAGAGUGCAUACAUUAGAAAAACAAACAAAAUGUACGCAAGAAGUCAGUAGCUGCUAUCGAUCUGUUUGAGGUUUUAGAUCUGUUUAAGUAGUGAAUCAUUCAAUCAAACACUUGUACUACAUUAUACAUUAUUACUAACAACAAAGCUAAUACUACUGCUGCUAACACAAAUAUCACCCUUUUUUUUGAAAGAGAAAUAUUCAAUCUUUUCAAGUAGUAUUGCUUCCACCAUAGUCGAAAUUUUAAUUAUACAUUUAUACCAAUUCGUACUCGUUUUUGUUAAUUAUAUUAUUGUUGACAACUUCAACUGCUCAGAAUAAUAUAUUAAGCAUAAAUUUCAAAGCUUGAUCCUUUUCCGAACGAGGAUUACCAAUGGCGGGCACCAAUUAUUCCGCUGCCUUCUCCUUCGUAACUCCUAAUAUCACCUCAAAUAUCAGACCACGCAAAUUGCUCCUCUUAGCUUAUACAACAACGACCCCAUCAAAACACGUAAAGUAUACAAAGCGAAGAAACUCAUUACGACCCAAAAUCCUCAAAAUCCCACCUCAACCUCACUCACCACCUACUCACCGUCCUUCUCUUCCUCAAAAACCUCCCGAAAACCCCGUCAUUCUUGUUAUACCGCCCGAAACCCUGAAUGAGGAGCUUCCGGUCGCCGCAGAGGACAACAAAGUGGAGGAAGAGGAGCUUCGGUCGUCUGAGACCACCGGAAUAUCUAAUGGCAGUGUUGGUGAAAUUUCUGGUAGGUAUUUUUUGAAGUUUGGUGUGUAUUUGUGUGGCGCUUUUGUGCUUCAGACUGUAUAUGCUGUUUGGGUUUUGGCUAAUCAGAAAGAUAGGGAUUUGGAUAGUUCAUAUUCUGAGAAGAACAGGGUUUCUUUGAGUAGAGAUGAUAAAGCUUUGAGCUUUGAUUCAGUGUCUGAGAGUAGCAAUCUGGGUUCUUUUGAUGAAGUUCAAGUGGGUGAGAAAAUUGAAGAAAUUAGAGCUAUGGCUAAGCAAGCUCGGAAAGUUGAAAGAAAUGAGAAAAAUGGGCAAAAGAAAGAUUCGAGGACUAGGAAAAUUGGUUUUGGUGAAAUAUUGAGUACUAAGAGUAGAACUGGGAUUGAGAAAGAGAUUGAAACGAGGUUGAGGAAGUUGGAGAAUAGUUUGAAUUCUGAUAAAGAGAAGUUUACAGGAACAUAUGCCAACUAUUUUAUCAAUGCUGAGAAGAAGGUAGAAGAUGAAGUGAGAAAGAAUAGUUUGGAUGAGAGAAAGGAGAAUGAGAAUCAGAUGUAUAAGAAAAAACAUAAAUUUAAAAGUCCUUCUAUUGAUACAAGAAAGAAUUUGAAGGGGUUUGGUGAUUCAGAAAAGUAUAAAGUGUCAAAGGGGAAAAGGGAUGGUUUCAGUGACAAAAUAAUUGCAGAAAAUGGAAGUGUUCGAAAUGAAAAAUUGGGAUCACAGGUAGAAGAAGAGAAGGAUUUGACAAAAAAUGUUUUGAGCGAUUCGAACAAAGGGGUGAGCAGAGGAAGUGGUGGUGAAAAGAAAGCAAGUAAAAUAGGAAGACCAAGAAAUGGUGUUUUACAUCAGGAGGGUAGACUUGAGGAGACUUCAGCUGAAUCAGCAAAAUCAAGGAAGUCAGGGAUGGGAAGUGAUGAAACUUUAAUGAAAGAGAACCAUGAAACCAUAGAAGGACACAGUGAUGAUCUUGUCUCGAGUAGAAAUGGUAGUUCAAGACAAGAAGUAGCUGGAAAGAAACGAGUAUCCAAUAGUAUUCCAAAGCCUCAAUCGAACAGUGAAACUGAUAUGUGGUGGUUGGGUCUUCCUUAUGUUCUAGUUGUUCUUAUGCAUCGAGGUUCUGAUCCUGAAGGACCAGAAGGACUUUACACCUUAAAGCCUGGUAUUGAAGCCCGAAACCAGAAUGAUUAUUCGUAUACUGUUGCAUUUGAAGAUCGCAGUGAUGCCAAUAACUUCUGUUUUCUGUUGGAAUCAUUUUUUGAAGAUCUGGGUGAUGUUAGAGCUGAUAUUGUUCCUUUGUCCAUAAAAGAACUCCAAGAAGCAAUAAACUCAAACAAAUUGAAGGUAAUUGUUGUAAAGAAGGGUCAGCUUCAACUAUAUGCUGGGCAACCAUUUGCUGAGGUUGAGAUGGCUUUGCGCUCUUUGGUUAAAUAAACUAUACGAAAACUUUAUUUUUUUGAAUUGUCAAAGUCGCUCUUUGGGGUAUCAUUUGAUUUUUGUGUAAUGGUAAUAGUAAUGGUAAUAUAAUAGUUAUCAUUUUUGGAAUGGUAACAGGAUUGAGUGUGGAUAGACUCUAUUAUUCUUUUAGGAAUUAUGAUUAUAUAGAUUUUUUUUUUAAU
This is a messenger RNA of Cannabis sativa, 2333 nucleotides long. RefSeq lists its product as uncharacterized. Lineage: Eukaryota; Viridiplantae; Streptophyta; Magnoliopsida; Rosales; Cannabaceae. The transcript has 4 exons. The record is from RefSeq and is a predicted model, not a curated record. Bases 376 to 2148 code for a protein of 590 amino acids.